Molecule: messenger RNA, 1429 nt
Organism: Onychostruthus taczanowskii (white-rumped snowfinch)
Lineage: Eukaryota; Metazoa; Chordata; Aves; Passeriformes; Passeridae
Gene: SLC25A11
Product: solute carrier family 25 member 11
Exons: 7
Coding region: 18-866 (282 amino acids)
Biological process (GO): phosphate ion transmembrane transport; succinate transmembrane transport; oxaloacetate transport
Cellular component (GO): mitochondrial membrane
Molecular function (GO): oxaloacetate transmembrane transporter activity; malate transmembrane transporter activity; succinate transmembrane transporter activity
Source: RefSeq, a predicted model, not a curated record
CCCCGUUUUCUUUCAGGAUGGGGGCUACGGUGUUCGUGCAGCCCCUGGACCUGGUGAAGAACCGGAUGCAGCUGAGCGGGGCCGGGGCCAAGGGCCGCGAGUACCGCACGUCCCUGCACGCCCUGGGCUCCAUCCUGCGCCACGAGGGGCUCAGGGGCAUCUACACGGGGCUGUCGGCGGGGCUGCUGCGCCAGGCCACCUACACCACCACCCGCCUGGGCAUCUACAGCGUCCUGCUGGAGCGUUUUGGGGGGGCUGACGGGACCCCCCCCCCGUUCCUGGCCAAGGCAGCCAUGGGCAUGACAGCAGGGGCGGCGGGGGCCUUCGUGGGGACCCCGGCGGAGGUGGCCCUCAUCCGCAUGACAGCCGACGGCAGGCUACCCCCCGGCGAGCGUCGCGGGUACCACAACGUGUUCGAUGCCCUCGUGAGGAUGGCCAGGGAGGAGGGGGUGCUCACGCUCUGGAGGGGCUGUAUCCCCACCAUGGCCCGUGCCGUGGUGGUCAACGCCGCCCAGCUCGCCUCCUACUCCCAAUCCAAACAAUUCCUGCUUGACUCCGGGCAUUUCCGUGACGACAUCCUGUGCCACUUCUGCGCCAGCAUGAUCAGCGGGCUGGUGACCACGGCCGCCUCCAUGCCCGUCGACAUCGUCAAGACCCGGAUCCAGAACAUGCGGACGAUAGAUGGGAAACCCGAGUACCGCAACGGGCUGGACGUGCUGCUCAAGGUGGUGCGCUACGAGGGCUUCUUCAGCCUCUGGAAGGGCUUCACCCCCUACUACGCCCGCCUGGGCCCCCACACCGUGCUCACCUUCAUCUUCCUCGAGCAGAUGAACAAGUGGUACCAGCGGCUCUUCCUCAGUGCCUGACACCCCCGGGGGGGGUCGGGGGGAUCUGACCCCAUCCCGUGGGCUCUGCAGGGCCACUUGACCCCCAGUGAAGGGGCUUUGGGGGUGACUGACUGCUCCCUCAGGUGCUGUGGGGGUGCCUGACCCCCCCACACCACCAGGGGUUGGGGGGAGGUGGCUCUGUAGGAGUGCCUGACCACCCCCAUCAUGAAUGGGUCCUGGGGCCCUAUGGAGGGGUCUUGGGCCCUGUAGGGGUGCACGACCCAUUCCUCGGGGCUCUAGGGAUCCCUGGGGUCCUGUGAAGGGCCCUGGAGCUGACACAGGGGUGCUGGAUCCCUCCCACAGGGACACCAGGGGAUGCCUUGUCCCUGUGGGGCAGCCCUGGAGAGACUGUAGGGUGCCCUCCCCCUGUGCUCCCUUCCCACCCCUCUGGGGGUUUUGUUACCAGCCAAUAUCAAGGUCACAGUGUGGGGCAGGAGCCCCCCGAAAUUCCCCCCCCUGCCCCCUUCCCCCAGCACCCUCCACCCCGCGCUUCGUUAACGAAUCAUGGAUCGUGAUCAUGUAAUUAAAGCAAGACCCACAGA